AUGGCGAAGACUCCUCGCCAGUUACCAGCUGGCAAAUUACAACCUCUGCCCAUUCCCCAGAGACCAUGGUCACAUCUAGGCGUCGACUUCGUCACAGACCUGCCUCCAUCACAUGGGUUCACCUGCAUUUUCAUUAUAGUAGAUCGUUUUUCAAAAUCCUGUAAACUCAUCCCUUUAAACCGUAUUCCCACAGCUGCCGACUCUGCCUCCGCCCUGUUUGACCAUGUCUUCCGCCAUUUCGGUCUACCAGAGGACGUGGUCUCGGACCGUGGACCACAGUUCAUUUCCCGGUUCUGGAGAGCCUUUUUCUCGCGCCUAGGUGUGACCGUGAGCCUGACGUCUGGUUACCAUCCACAGACCAAUGGGCAGACUGAGAGGAAAGUGCAAGAGGUCAGCCGGUAUCUACGAACCUUCUGCCACAACCAUCAGCACAGCUGGAGCCAGUUUCUCCCUUGGGCCGAGUACGCACAGAAUUCCCUCCGUCAGGCCUCUACGGGGCUCACCCCUUUCCAGUGCGUACUCGGUUACCAACCACCACUGUUUCCCUGGACGUGCGAACCUUCCACAGUCCCCGCUGUUAACCACUGGUACCAGCAGAGUGAGAGGGUCUGGAACGAGGCACAUCACCACCUGCAGAGGGCAGUCCGACGCCACCAACGCCAGGCUGAUGUCCGACGGGGACCUAACCCCGCCUUCUCCGUCGGGCAGAAAGUUUGGCUCUCCACCAGGGACAAGCCUGGCGUGAACGAACCCCCCCUGCCGCUCCUGCUGGAAGAGGGUCCCGUCUACGCCAUAAGGGAGAUUCUGGCGUCACGACGUCAUCGAGGCCGCCUUGAAUACCUCAUCGAUUGGGAGGGCUACGGUCCUGAGGAGAGAGCCUGGGUCCUUCGUGACGACAUCUUGGACCCGGCCCUCCUCGAGGUCUUCCAUCGAGACCACCCGCACCUCCCAGCACCCCGAGGUCGUGCUUUGGUAACUACAAAUGGAUCAGUCAUGCAUGUUUUGUCCCCUGAGAAUUGUCCCAUUGACAUUUUAGACAAUGAAAGGACCAUCAAUGAUUUCAUAAACGAUAAAAUAGAGCUUGGUUCAGUGGAGAAUGAAGAGCCAUUCUAUGUGGCAGAUCUAGAUAGUAUAUUUAAGAGACACCUCAAAUGGCUUUCUAACUUACCUCGAGUCAAGCCUUUCUAUGCAGUGAAGUGCAACAACACAGAAGCAGUUUUGAGGAUGAUGAGUGCUCUGGAUACAGGUUUUGACUGCGCUAGCAAGGGUGAGAUCCAGAUGGCCCUGUCCCUCGGAGUGACACCUGAUAAAAUCAUUUAUGCGCAUACAACCAAACCACUGUCACACAUCAAAUAUGCCUGUACUCAUGGAGUAGAUAUGAUGACUUUUGAUAGUGAGGAUGAACUCAUAAAGAUUUCUCUUUGUCACGCCAAAGCCAAACUGGUGCUCCGCAUUGCAGUGGAUGACUCCGAAUCGAUGGUAAGACUCAGUUCAAAGUUUGGAGCCAGACUGGUGUCAGUUGGUAAGCUGCUGGAACGUGCUGGAGAGCUGGGCUUGGAGGUCAUUGGGGUCAGCUUUCACGUAGGCAGCGGAUGCACUGGAAGUUUGAUGUUCAAGAAAGCCAUAGCAGAUGCGCGGCAUGUCUUUGACGCAGCGAAUGUGUUGGGCUUUCAAAUGAGUCUCUUGGAUAUUGGUGGAGGGUUCUCUGGGAGAGAGGACUUUCAAGUGAAAUUUGAAGAGUUUUCAGAAGUCAUUAAUGGAGCACUGGAUGAAUUAUUCCCGCCUGACAGUGGGGUGCAGAUUAUUGCAGAACCCGGCCGAUACUACGUAGAGUCAGCCUUUACGCUGGCAGCGAACAUCAUCGCCAAAAGAGUCAUCUUAAAUGAAGUGGAUGAACAUAGCGAGGACGAGGAAAACCGCCCUGACAGAAUGAUGAUGUACUACCUCAAUGAUGGAGUGUAUGGCUCCCUGAGUUGCCUUAUCAAUGAUGCUGCCCACACCACAGUUGAACCAUACCUUAACAGGGCUGUUGAGAGCAGCGAGCAGAGAUACCAGUCUGUAAUCUGGGGUCCAACCUGCGACAGCAUUGACAAAGUUACCGACAGCUGCUGGGUUCCUGAGCUGCAUGUGGGGGACUGGCUUCUCAUCGACAACAUGGGUGCUUACUCUGUUAGUAUAUCAACUGACUUCAAUGGCUUUGAAAGAGCACACAUUUACCCUGUUGUGACAGCUGAGACAUGGCACUUCUUAAACCUUUCUCACACUUACAACAUCUAUUAA
Cottoperca gobio is the source of this 2280-nucleotide messenger RNA. RefSeq names its product ornithine decarboxylase-like. Lineage: Eukaryota; Metazoa; Chordata; Actinopteri; Perciformes; Bovichtidae. Bases 1 to 2280 code for a protein of 759 amino acids. The record is from RefSeq and is a predicted model, not a curated record. The transcript has 10 exons. Gene Ontology annotation, molecular function: ornithine decarboxylase activity; nucleic acid binding. Gene Ontology annotation, biological process: DNA integration. Gene Ontology annotation, cellular component: cytoplasm.